AUGUCCGCCGGCCUGCCGCCGCCCGACUACACCGUCAGUGAAGCCGGCGAGCGGAUCAUCGCCCAGAGCAAGCGCCCCGAUGGCACCGUCCGCAAGGAGCGGCGCGUGAGAGCUGGCUACGUGCCCCAGGACGAGCAGCAGGUCUACGUGAGCCGGGGCGCAGCGUUUCGGCAAAGCGUGCCCAAGUGCCCAGGCUUUGACGAUUCCAGUGCAGCCGCAGCGCCCGCCAAGCCCAAGACCAAGUCUGCUGCCAAGAACGCAAAGCGCAAGGAGAAGAAGCUGGCGGAACAGGGCACAGUGGCCGCUGGCAGUGCCGGCGACGCCGCAGCCGCGGCGGUGCAGAGCUUGAGCCUGGGCGACGGCGGCAGCAGUGGCGCGGCCCAGGUCGCCGCUCCAGCAGCGGAUCCAGCUGCAGCGGAGGAGCCCAGCGUGGAGAAGCAGAUUCGCAACCUGAAGAAGAAGAUGCGGCAGGCAGAAGCCCUGGCAGAAAAGCAGGCAGCCGGGCAGGCGCUGACAGCAGAGGAGGGAGCCAAGCUGGGCAAGCUGGCGGGGUGGCAGGAGGAGCUGCGGCAGCUGGAGGCGCUGCUCUGA
Molecule: messenger RNA, 591 nt
Organism: Chlorella variabilis
Lineage: Eukaryota; Viridiplantae; Chlorophyta; Trebouxiophyceae; Chlorellales; Chlorellaceae
Exons: 3
Coding region: 1-591 (196 amino acids)
Biological process (GO): exon-exon junction complex disassembly
Cellular component (GO): cytoplasm; exon-exon junction complex
Molecular function (GO): RNA binding
Source: RefSeq, a predicted model, not a curated record